CUUCUAUAGUGCCGCCAGAGCUAACCACUGUGUGCAAUGCCGUCUUAGCAAGUCAACGGCAAGAAAUCAGUCGAAGAAGAAGAAGAAGAAUAGCGUUCAAAAUGGCAGCAGCUUACGCAGCUCUAUUAUCUCUUACAAACACCAUCACUCUCGAGCAGACUCCACGCCACCCUCAGAUCUCCAUCGACGACGAUGGAGGCCUCAUCGAAGCUCUCCAAGAAAGAGUCGAUUUCUUUGUCGGAUUCCUCGAAAGUGGGCCGAAGAAGGGAGCCGAUCAUUUCGAGAAUCAGAUUGCCGAAGCAGCAUAUGCAGCAGAAGACGCCAUCGAAUCCUACAUGGUCGAUCGAGUUCUUUCUGGAGAUCAUAUCUCUGCAGGAGACUACGAGUCAGCUAUCUUAUGCCAAAAUUUGAGUACAGUAAUACAAGAGAUGGAUUCGAUCAAGAAUGAGUUGGAGCUGCAGAUUAAUAAACUGGAUGACCAAGAAGGGAGUUCAUCACGUGCUCGGCACGGACAGAAGAUCGAAAUUGAAGAUCUGCAUCCUGGCAGCUCCAUGUCUACUAUUUCAUCAAGUAAAAUGGUGGGAUUUGAGGAUGAAAAAGCUCGAGUCAUGAUCAUGCUUACAGCAUUCGAUUCGAAGCCUUCGCGGACCGUUGUCCCUAUAGUUGGGAUGGGCGGAGUUGGUAAGACUACGCUUGCUAGAAACAUCUUUCAAGAUCACCUUAUCGUAGAACAUUUUGAUGUUCGUGCGUGGGUUACGGUGUCUCAAGAGUAUAAUGUUGACGAAGUUCUUAAAAGAGUCCUUUCGAGUAUAAAAAAAAACCAUGAAGAAAAUGAAAAUUUAGGGGAACAAGUGCACAAGAGUUUGUUCGGUAGAAGAUAUUUAAUUGUGCUCGAUGAUAUGUGGAGUAUCAAUGUUUGGAAUAUCGUACAACGCUUAUUCCCGGAUUGUUGUGAUGGAAGUCGAAUUUUGGUGACAUCUAGGCUUUCUAAACUUGUGGAUGAAUUAAGCACUUGUAAAGUUGAGAUGAAGAACCUAGAUGGAGAGGAUAGUUGGAGUUUACUUCGAGAAAAUGUUUUUGGCCAAACUAGUUGUCCUCUUGAAUUACUAGAUGUCGGAAAGAAGAUUGCACGAAAUUGCAGAGGACUUCCUCUGGCGAUUGUUGUUGUUGGAGGACUUCUUGCGAAGUUCGACAAAACUAUAGAAUAUUGGGCGCAUGUUGCUGAACUAUCGAGCUUUUCCGCGUAUGUAGAGGAUGAUGAACAUUGUGCAAAAAUACUAUCUUUGAGUUACAAUCACUUGCCUAUUCAUUUGAAACCGUGCUUUCUUUAUAUGGGAGUAUUUCCCGAAGAUUACAAGAUUCGUGUAUCUAAGCUCGUAAAUGUGUGGAUCGCGGAGGGUUUUUUGAAGCCGGUCCGAGGAAUGAAGCUUGAAGAAAUAGCUGAGAAAUAUUUGUUAGAUCUUAUUGAUCGAAAUCUUAUAAUGGUUCAUGAAUGGGGAUCUCGUGGGAAAGUAAAAUCUUGCGGCGUUCAUGAUCUUUUGAGGGAGCUCACUUUGCGGGAAGCUCAAAAACGGAACUUUCUUUGUGUCGUAAGAGCGAAUAGCUCUGACAAUCCACCAAACAUGACAAGCCAACGUCGCAUUUCUAUUAGGCUGAACAAGAAAGAAUUUCCAUGGAAUAUUAAUUCCUUGCUAUUGAAAUCACAUCCUCGGUCUCUCAUUGUAAGUGACUACAAGGUAUUAUCCAUGAUCUUGAGAUCCAAUACUUUCGAGUACUUGCAAUCAGAAUCAUUUUACUCUUUGUCCGAGCUACGAACAAAUAAGAAGUUGUCGAGAAUCUUGAGGUCCCUUAUUUUCGGACUGUUGAGGGUAAUAUUUGUGAUCGAUGAAAGUUUCAAUUUGAGGCUUGAGUGCGACUUACAUGUUUUGUUUAGUCUUGUUAACUUGAGGUACAUUGAUUGUGUCGGGAAAAGAAGGUUACCUCAAACAUUGGCUUCUUCGUUCGACCUCAUGAGGAAUCUACAAGUUCUCAUUGUGAAGAAUAUCGAAUAUCAAUGCGAUGAACUAUCUAGCAUUUGGACCUCGCCUCAAAUUCAUCAUGUAAGAAUUGAGAAAACUUCUGUCCCUGAACGUCCGCUCGAUGAACAGAGACAACAUCCUUCGAUUGUCCUUGAGAAUUUGUGGACACUAAAGGGAUUGAAGAACUUCAGAUUCGACGAAGGGGUUGUGAAGAAAAUUCGCGAUAUAAACAAAAUGAAUGUUACUUACGUUACAAGGAAUGAAAACUGGUCUCAGUAUAGUCUCCAUAAUCUUGGCUGUUUGCAGAAGCUCGAAUCGUUGUAUUGCUCUUUCUACGGUCCUAGGAAGAAUCUAAAGAGGCUGCUACAGAAUAUAUCCUUUCCCCAUUCCCUCAAGAAGCUGUCCUUAUAUCGCUGCGCAUUUUGGGAAAAUAUGACCGCGAUCGGUUCAUUACCAAAGCUUCAAGUGCUCAAAUUGCAAUAUUGUUACUUCGAUGGAGCUGAAUGGAGUCCUGUCGAGGGGGAAUUUCUUAGCUUGAAAUACCUGUACCUGAAACAGGUUAAUCUAGCAAACUGGAAUGCGGAUAGCGCGAAUUUCCCACGUCUCGAACAACUUUUGCUUCAUGAACUAACAAGCCUAAAUGAAAUACCUUUGGAUAUUGGAGAAAUUGCGACGCUAAAGUUGAUUCAGUUGGAGUAUUGCUCCAAGUCCGCCGCCUUUUCAGCUCAAAACAUAUUAGAGGAACAGGAAAGCCUCGGCAAUGAUGGACUUGUUGUUAAAAUUUUGGACUAACGAUUAUAAUCUCAUGGCCAAGCAAAAGUUCCUCGCCGAAACAGAGUAAGAAAAUGUGUUUAAUUUCAAAAAGUUGGACAAGGAGAUAUAUAUAUAUAUAUAUAUAUGUGCGUGUGUUUGCUCGAUAUUAUUUCAAUUAUUACCACCAGUUAUUGCAAUUUUCUCU
Molecule: messenger RNA, 2976 nt
Organism: Andrographis paniculata
Lineage: Eukaryota; Viridiplantae; Streptophyta; Magnoliopsida; Lamiales; Acanthaceae
Product: putative late blight resistance protein homolog R1B-16
Exons: 1
Coding region: 102-2810 (902 amino acids)
Biological process (GO): defense response to other organism
Molecular function (GO): ADP binding
Source: RefSeq, a predicted model, not a curated record